Messenger RNA from Cylicocyclus nassatus, 8050 nucleotides. Lineage: Eukaryota; Metazoa; Nematoda; Chromadorea; Rhabditida; Strongylidae. The record is from the annotation of a GenBank genome assembly.
CGAGACGUUCAGCCAACAUCUGCGGGUUAUCAUUGUCUCUGCUCUUGUGUAGAAGUUCUUCUUGGCUUCAGGAUAUUCGAACGCAGUCUGCGUUUAAGUGGCAGAUUUCAUGAAGAGGACUAAAGACUUUCGAACCAGGUUAGAACAACCAGACGCAGAGAAUGGACAAGGUCGUGGAAAGCUUUCGGGUACGAACGCAGCAAUGGUUUCGCUUCUCCCACAUCAUCCAAAAUCUCUUGCUUUAGCGAAUGCAGACAAAGAGAAUCCUGAAGAGCACGACCACUUAAUAGAUAGGUUUCGAUCCGAUCUGCUCGAGGCUAUGAGGGGACAAAAUCGGCUAAUGAAACAUGAAUUGUGUAAUGCUCUGAAACUGCUAGAAAACAUCCUCCGGGUCAUAGACGUAUCUCAUGUUUAUUACCGAUUACUUAUGGCUGUAAAUAUAUUCAAAAAUGUAAAGGGUUCAAUUUCUGACAUUGAACGAGAGCAAGCAAAAACUGGAUUGUUCCCAUCACCCGACAAAUAUGUCGAAGAGACAACGAAGCUCAUAGCCGAAGUGGUGUCCGAAAUCCGCUCACUCGUUGGGAUGAAACAGCUACAUGAAGCAAUAGCAACAUCCUGGAAUUCGGUCACUGCUGAUCCUGAAAAGUUAUCAGACGUGAUCGUAGUUGGAAGAGAUGCUGAAACGUCAAGGGCUAAGCCAUCGGAUCUAGUGUCCAACGUGGUGAAGUCGACAUUGUCAGCUCUUGAAAUGCCGUCUACAUCAUGGCUCGAGGAGGAAGGCGAAGUGUCCUUUACUCCCACUGAGAUUCAAUGGCGAAGUCCUGAACAGGAGCGUCACGGCUAUUCUGCACCAGUAGCUCCUACACAGCAAAUUAGUGUCAACCAUAUAGCCGUAGUUGAUGGAGAAAUUGAUCAGCCCUCAUCGUCACACCGUGGCGCUGUACUCAAAUGUGCUGAUAUCAUGGAUUCGUUACUGAUAUUCUUCCCGGAAAAUCAUGAAACAAUCACCAAACAUCUUUUUGAUCUGAUUGCAUCAGACAAAACUAGCAACGAGCUGCAAGGAGAGUUGAUCGAUCUUCUUGGAUUUGAACAGUUUGAGAUGGUGGGUCAAAUACUGGAAGCCCGUUAUCAACUAGCAGAUGAGAUGAAGGCGGCAAAAGACAAGGCGAACACGUUGUCAAAAUACGCUCCGGAAAAGCUGGUACCAUUACGAAAUGAUGGUCCUAUCUACUGCCAACAGGUACUGGUACAAACUAAAGCUGAGGCGGAUAUGCGAAGAGAAAUUCGAAAGGAACAGAAACGAGCAAAGAAAGAGUUGAAUCGAAUACAACAUGCUUUUGGUGAUGAAGAGAAACUAGAGCUUGAAUUGGCACAAAGAGAGAUACUUCGGAUGCGACAGCUCGAAAUGGAUCAGCUCAAGUGGACUCCCACGAUGAAGGGUGUGAAUCGUCCUCGUGAAAUCUAUCCUUACGUAUUCGACGCUUGCAUAGAUAGCGGGUCCGCCAUGAUAACCAUAAAUGGCAUGAAGUACGCGUUACCAGAAGGUUCAACGAGAGAAAGCUUCCGUACACAUGAAGACGUCGAAGUGCCGCCAAUGAAUGCUGGCUCGAUUGGUGAUGUACAGCACGUGUUUGUCAAGGACAUGGAUGAUCUUGGACAACUCGGAUUCCAAGGGUUUGAGAAACUUAAUGUGAUCCAAAGUAUUGUUUUUGAGCAGGCAUACAAGACCAAGGAAAACCUGCUCAUCUGUGCACCCACUGGCGCUGGUAAAACGAACAUCGCCAUGCUUGCAAUUCUCAACACUAUCCAUGAGCAUAGAAUGUUGAAUGGAGAAAUUGCUAAGGACGAUUUUAAGAUCAUUUACAUAGCUCCUAUGAAAGCGCUGGCUACUGAGAUGACAGACGGUUUUGGAAAAAGGCUAGCACCCUUAGGGCUGAAAGUUCGUGAGCUUACUGGUGAUACCACUUUGACGAAGAAGGAGCUAUCAGAAACGCAGAUGUUGGUGCUUACCCCCGAAAAGUGGGAUGUGGUAACCAGAAAAGGUGCUAGCGACAAUUCUCUAACAUCUUUAGUGAGAUUACUGAUUAUUGAUGAGGUCCACUUACUGCAUGAUGAUCGUGGUCCGGUUAUCGAAACUAUAGUUGCUAGAACGUUGAGGCAGGUCGAAAUGUCACAGACAGGUAUACGCAUAGUAGGUCUAUCAGCUACAUUACCCAAUUAUGUUGAUGUGGCUCGAUUCCUACGUGUCAAUCCCUACAAGGGUUUGUUCUACUUCGAUGGGCGAUUUCGGCCUGUUCCACUCACUCAGAAGUUUAUCGGCGUCAAGAAAGUUGGUGGUGUUCGAGAUGUACAAGAAGCGAUGAACGACGUUUGCUACGAUGAAGUUUUGAGCUAUGUAAGGAAAGGUCAUCAAGUGUUGGUAUUUGUCCAUGCAAGGAACGCGACAGCAAAUUUGGCGCAGGCUUUCCGCGAACGAGCUGCUCAACUUGGUCACCUAGAGUUGUUUGUUCCUCCAACGGCUGGCACGAAAAAUUAUGUGCAAGCGGAGAAAUCGGUACAAGCGUCAAGGAAUCACAAAUUAUUUGAGUUUUUCCGCUUUGGUCUUGGAGUUCAUCAUGCUGGACUUGUGCGGCAUGAUCGUAUUUUGAUGGAGAGGGUUUUCCAUCAAGGGCACAUAAUGGUGCUCUUUUGUACUGCAACACUUGCAUGGGGAGUGAAUCUACCUGCACAUGCUGUAGUCAUUCGGGGCACAGAAGUCUUUGAUGCCGAAAAGGGACAGUUCACUGACCUCGGCGUCCUUGAUGUCCAGCAGAUUUUCGGAAGAGCAGGUCGUCCACAGUUUGAGAAUGAAGGACAUGGUAUCAUAAUCACUUCGCAAAAUAAACUUGACAAGUAUCUUGGUAUGCUGAUACGGCAAGCUCCGAUCGAAAGUCAAUUUUUCAAACGCAUCCAUGACAACUUGAAUGCAGAAAUCGCACUGGGGACCGUUUCAAACAUCGAUGAAGCUGUUGAAUGGCUCACCUACACAUACUACUAUACUAGAGCUACGCAAAACCCUAUAGCCUAUGGCUUACCGCACACAAUUUUGGAUAGAGAUCCGGAUCUGCGCGAACAUCUUACUCGUAUGGUAACAGAAGUUGCAGUGAAAUUAGAUCAGAAUCAAAUGAUUAGAUUUGAUAGCACAAAUGCUUACGUUCAUGCGACAGAUCUUGGACGCAUCGCAUCCAACUUUUAUGUCAAGUACGAGACUAUAGAGAUGCUAAAUGAAACAGGUCUCCCGGUUUCCUUGAGUGAUUUCAUGCCAGAUGACAUGGUCAUAGCUUUGAUAUCUAUGGCAAAGGAAUUUAGUCAGUUGAAGGUUCGUGAAGAAGAGUGCCUUGAUCUUGAAGAACUGAUAAGCUGUGGCUGCGUCUUACCCCUGCGAGGCGGGGGACUAGCUAGUGUUGCCGGAAAAGUCAAUGUGCUUUUGCAAAGUUAUAUCUCGCGGACAUUCGUUCGCAGCUUCUCCUUGUCAUCGGAAUCGCUCUAUGUCCAGCAGAAUGCCAGCCGUCUCUGUAGAGCUGUUUUUGAGAUUGUACUGCGCAGAGGUUGGGCACAAGCUGCGAAUGCUUUUCUUACGAUGUCCAAGUCCAUAGAGAAAAGGGUUUGGCCAACGCAGAGUAGUCUUAGACAAUUAGAAGAGUUUCUUACCAUAACUCUUAUUGAGAAAGUGGAAAGGAGGAAGCUCACGGAAUCCCAAUUGCUGGACCUUUCUGCAAAGGAGUUGGGACACAUGUUCAGCUGUGAUGGUGAAAAGCUUUACCAGACCAUGCGAAUGUUACCACGGGUAGAGGUGGACGCUACUCUCAAACCUAUUACUUACACUAUAAUGCAAGUGUCAGCAACGCUCACUCCAGCGUUCAUCUGGAAUGAUCGCUUGCUUGGCAAAAAUGGAGCGCAGUCAUUUUGGUUGACGUUGGAGAAUAUAGAUGAGAAUCUCAUAGUUCAUCAGGAAAGAAUAGCUAUCAAUAAGAAGAAGGUGCGAAUGGGUGAAUCGCAAAACCUUAUCUUCACCAUUCCAAUUAGAGAUCACCAGUUGACCAAUGUCUUUCAACUACGGGUUGCUAGCGAGUAUUUUCUGGUUGAUGACACUGUGGUGGCGCUAUCUAUGCAUAAUUGUAUAUUACCGAAAUCUUACAAGGCUCAUACAGAUCUCCUACCUCUUGACCCAUUACCAGUAAAGGCCAUUGGAAAUGAGCUGUUUGAGUCUAUAUACAAUUUCUCAUACUUCAACCCCAUACAAACUCAGGUAUUCCAUUGCUUGUAUCAAACGGAUGAGAAUGUACUAAUCGGAGCACCGACUGGUUCUGGAAAAACACUCUGUGCCGAGUUGGCUAUGUUCAGAUUGUUGCAGAAGUAUCCGGGAAAGAAGUGUGUGUACAUUGCACCACUGAAAGCUCUUGUCAGAGAACGCGUUAGCGAUUGGCGUGAGAAAUUCGAGAAGAAAAUGGGAUACAAGGUGGUGGAAGUUUCUGGUGACUACACACCAGAUGUGGCCGUUCUCAACGCAGCUCCAAUCAUGAUUACCACUCCUGAGAAGUGGGAUGGUAUCACAAGGAGUUGGGCUACUCGUGAAUAUGUCCGUCAGGUUCAACUCAUCAUUAUCGAUGAAAUUCACCUUUUGGGUGUGGAUCGAGGCGCUGUGUUGGAAGCUAUAAUAACGAGGCUCAAACUACUGACAAGAAGAUCAUGCGUGCGAGAUUCUCCUGCUCGGUUGCUGGGACUUUCCACAGCUCUUGCUAAUGCCGGAGAUGUUGCUGAGUGGUUAGGGAUCCAUGAUGAUGGACUCUUCAACUUCCGACCAUCUGUUCGACCUGUCCCAGUAGAUGUACAUAUCCAAGGCUUCCCUGGACAGCAUUACUGCCCUAGAAUGGCGCUGAUGAAUAAGCCGGCCUUCAAAGCCAUUAUCUCUUACUCUCCACUAAAGCCAGUGCUAGUAUUUGUGGCAUCGCGAAGGCAAACGAGGCUGACUGCUAUGGCCUUCAUAAGCCAUUUGGUUACCGAAAGUGACCCGAGGCAGUGGCUCCACAUUGAUAUGGCUGAGCUAGAGGUUUUGCUACAAUCGGUAAAAGAUGAGAACUUGAAGCUUACACUACCAUUCGGUAUCGGUAUGCAUCAUGCUGGUCUGAGUCCGCACGAGAGGGCGCUAGUGGAGGAGCUCUAUGUCGAGAAGAAAAUCCAAGUAUUAAUUGCGACAGCUACUCUGGCUUGGGGAAUUAACAUGCCUGCUCAUCUGGUGAUUGUCAAAGGAACAGAGUAUUAUGAUGGGAAAACUUGCAAAUAUGUGGACUUCCCCGUCACUGAUGUUUUGCAAAUGAUGGGACGCGCAGGACGGCCACAGUACGACACGAGUGCAGUUGCUGUGAUAUUCGUGCAAGAUAUCAAGAAGACUUUCUACAAGCGAUUCCUGUAUGAACCCUUCCCGGUGGAGUCAAGCCUGCUUCCGGUCUUAGCUAACCAUGUCAACGCCGAAAUCAAUGCGGGUACAAUCACUAGCAAACAGGAGAUUAUGGAAUACCUGGCUGGUACUUAUCUCUACAGACGGUUGUUUGCAAAUCCAAAUUUCUACGGGUUAGAAGACUUAUCUGAGGAGUCCCUGAUAAAAUAUCUAGUCGCUGUUGUUGAUGGGUGUGUGAUGGAUCUCCAGUAUUCGAAGUGUAUCAUUAUCGAUGAGGAGACGGAAACCUUGCGACCCUCACCUUUUGGAAGAAUUGCUAGCAUUUAUUAUCUGCGCCAUGAAACAAUGAAGUUUUUGGUAGAAAAGUUAGGCCGCGAAGAUUCCAUAGAGGACUUGCUGAAGACUCUAUCGCAUGUUCCCGAAUACGACGAGAUACCAGUGCGACAUAAUGAGGAUGUUACGAAUACGCAAUUGCAGCGGAAGCUAAGAAUCCGAUUUGCAACCAGUGUUAUGGACUCGUCACAUACAAAGGCUCAUCUUCUUUUCCAGGCACAUUUCUCUCGAACCGACAUACCUACUGAUUAUCGCACGGAUUUGAAAAGUGUACUUGACCAGUGCGUACGAAUAUUACAGGCUAUGCGCGAUGUCUGUCAGCUCAAUGGAUGGCUAUCAACAGUGCUGCGAAUAACGAUUCUGCAGCAAAUGUGUCAUUCUGGACGAUGGCAUGACGAUCACCCUUUGCUGUGCCUGCCUCAGCUCAAAAGCUACGAUGCCGAGAGAAUAGGGGAGCGAGUCACCAUACCUCUACUCCAAGACAAGUUUGGCGUGGAAAAAGCUUCCGGGUCAGAUAUGGUAGAAAAACGCGCGAAGAAUGUGUUACUUGAGAGCACGACACUCGAGGAACUGGAAAUCAGAGACGUGGUUCGCGCCUUGUGUAGAUGGCCUAUCUUAUCCAUUAGUGGACUUCGGAUAUGCAAGGGUACGAAAGAAAUUCGAGUGAUGAUGAAUGACGAAUGGAUACGGCUGGAACACAACAGCCAUUACAAACUGCAGUUUCAUGCAAGCAUGUUGGGGCCAAAUAGGUUUAACACGGAAGCUUAUCUUACCCAAUGGUCUAAAGAAAAAACAGCUAGCUGGAUAGUAAUAAUUGGUGAAAAAGACAAUGAUCGAUUGAUAUCGAUCAACCAUGUGAAUGCAAUCCAAGGCAACAGAACUAUUCGGCUGGACUUCGUCACCCCAGACAAGAAGGGACGAUGCUACAUGACAGUAUUCAUUAUAAAAACUUUAAGGAGACACUUGGUUUUACUAACUAAAAAUAUGAAGUUAAGUCCGAUAGCCUAUGCUCAACAUUAUCGAUUACUAGUAGUUGGUGGAGGUGCUGCCGGAAUGGGUGCUAGUCACAAAUUCGCGAGAAGAUUGCCGAAGAAAAGCGUUGCAGUGGUAGAACCGAGCGAGACCCAUUACUACCAACCCGGUUUCACGCUGGUCGGCGGCGGUUACACUCCUGUCGAAUAUCACACUCGUCAAGAAAAGGAUCUCAUCCACCCCAAUACUGUCUGGGUAAAAGAUAGAGUCGAAAAAUUCGAACCAAAGAAGAAUUCAGUUACUUUGAGUAGUGGAGAAGAAAUAACUUAUGAUUUUAUGAUUAUAGCCACAGGCUGCCAAUUACGAUUCGAUUUGAUUAAAGGCCUACCGGAAGGACUUGAUACACCCGGAGUAUGCUCAAACUAUUCACCUUUUCACUGUACAAAAACAUUCAAGGAACUCAGUACCGUAACGUCAGGAAACUGCGUAUUCACUUUUCCCAAUGCACCAAUCAAAUGUGCUGGUGCUCCACAGAAAGUACUCUACUAUGGCGAAGAUAUUGUCAAAGAACGAGGCUAUCGGGAUAAAACUAACUUCAUCUAUGCUACCUCAUUACCAAGGCUGUUCGGCGUGGAAGCCUACCUCCCCACUUUACAAAAAAUUGCCAAAGAAAAGAAUAUUGACAUACGAACAAGACAUAAUCUUAUCGAAGUGGAUACAAAAAAUAAAAUUGCCAAAUUUGAACUUCUUGAUGAGAAUGCGAAACCAAAUGGGAAAUUUGACGAAAUACCAUACUCGCUAUUGCAUGUCGGACCACCAUGUUCAACUCCUCCAGCCGUGAGGAACUGUAAGGAGAUCGUCGACGAAACUGGAUGGGUCAAUGUCGAUCCUGAGACGUUGAGGGUGAAAAACUUCACCAACAUUUUUGCUGCCGGCGACUGUAUGAACACACCAAAUGCGAAGACGGCUGCCGCUGUAUCUAGCCAUCUGAAGACGAUUGACAAAAACCUGACAGCUGCUAUGGAAGGAAAAGAAUUGCCCGCAAAGUACGAUGGCUACGCGUCCUGUCCAAUAAUAGUGGGUAGACGCCGUGGAAUGCUGGCUGAGUUUAACUCCAAAGGACCUAUGGAAACAUUACCGAUCAAUCAAGCGAAACCAGGAUUUUACGCUUUCCUCAUGAAACGAUACCUCAUGGCAUUUCUCUACUGGAACUUCUUAGUGAAGGGAUGGUGGAAUGGUCCGUCCACAAUCCGAAAAAUCCUACACUUAGGCUUUGUGCCUAAGCAAAAGUGAUCUAAUUUAUGUUGA